Alternaria hordeiaustralica is the source of this 765-nucleotide messenger RNA. RefSeq lists its product as uncharacterized. NCBI's taxonomy places the organism in Eukaryota, Fungi, Ascomycota, Dothideomycetes, Pleosporales, Pleosporaceae. The transcript has a single exon. Bases 1 to 765 code for a protein of 254 amino acids. The record is from RefSeq and is a predicted model, not a curated record.
AUGCUCCCAGUCUACAUCACGAUCCGUGAAAAGGUGGAAGAACAACUCGAUUACAACGACUUUUUCCAGCUAGAGACACGCAUACUCAAGGCAAAGUCAGACUGGUACUCAAAUGAAGUGCGCUCUUCUCUGCUCGAUGUAAUCCAAAAAUUCAAGCACACGGCUCCGAUCUCCAACAUCGUCUGUAUAGGUCUGGGAACUCUACAUCAAUCUAGCCUGGAGGGUGGCAGAUCGCUGGCACAGCAUAUCGUCGCCUACACGCUCGCUGAAGAGCUCACCCGCAUGUACAAGGAGGAAGGCAUAGCGCUCCAAGAGCCUAUCACAAUAGUCGCUCAAGAUCCCGCCUACACCGGCCGUGACCUCACCUUCCUCUCCGACCUACCAGUACCGAUCCGUAUUGAAGCGAAUCCUGGAGGAUUCCUCUCUAUCAACGCACAGUCGCUCGUGUUCUCAAGCUUUCCGGUUGUACCAGUCAAACAGAUAAUCGCCGAUCUUGCACGCGAGUCACCAGACGGCAAAGGCCCUGCUGCCCUAUUCAUGAACAACAACCAUAGGGACAAGCUUUGGGGCGACUUCGACAUCAUCAGGAUCCCUCGGGAUUCUCCUUCGUAUUACGCCAACCCGGAGACGAGGGGCUACGUAGAGACGCUUCAGUCGUAUGAGCAGAUCAUGGAUGGGAAGCGGUUAUUUGGAGCGGCCGAUCCCGCUGAUGGCCCCGAUUACGACUGGUUGUCAGGUAUGGAUAUCUGGGCACGUGAAGAGUAG